Messenger RNA from Stylonychia lemnae, 1914 nucleotides. The record is from the annotation of a GenBank genome assembly. NCBI's taxonomy places the organism in Eukaryota, Ciliophora, Spirotrichea, Sporadotrichida, Oxytrichidae.
AUGGAAAAUAAUGAGGAUGAUCAGCGUUAGCCAUAUGUUUAAGUAUAGCAGCAGGAAGUAUCGAGGCCAGCAAAGAGGUAACCUUCUCCAAAAGGCUCAGGUUAAAAUCAUGGGUUGGAUGAUCCCGAUGAAAUGAGGAUUAAAAGGAAAACAAACAAAGGAAAAGUUGAUUGUUCAGAUAUUAAGAGAACGAUAGAUUUCUCUAGAGACCCCACGAUCAACCAUAUUACUUGCAACUAAACUCAAGAGUAUUUUGCUGUGGCAACAAAUAUCGGAUUCGAAAUUAUAUAGAAUGAUUCAUCAUCAGAAAAGCUUAAGAAAAAGUGUUAGCAUUUGAACGACAGUAUAGAACUCAUAGAGAUGAUGUAUAAAACCAAUAUUAUCGUCCUAGUCUUUACAAGAUAGAAAAACAAAGUCGUCAUUUGGGACGAUCAUGAGAAAAAGAAUAGAACAGAGAUUACUUUCAAUCAGAAUAGUGAGAUUAAGAAUAUCAGGCUGAGAAAAGAUAUGUUAGUCGUAGUACUUGAGGAUAAAAUAUUUGUAUUUAAUUUCGAAACUUUGAAACUUAUUGAGCAAAUCGAUACUUGCAGUAAUCCAUUAGGCUUAUGUGGCCUAAGUACGGCAGAGAAGCCUACAUAAAAGACUAUAGUAUGUCUGCAUACUGAGAAAGGAGGACUAAAGAUUCUUACUUAUGUUGUGAACAAAAGUAUAGAGAGUAUUAUUUAAGCCCAUGAAUCGGAUGUAGGAGCUCUAGCAGUAAAUUCUGAUGGCACUUUAAUAGCUACUGCUUCUAUUAGAGGAACGAUUAUUAGAAUAUUUAGUGCUGAGGAAGGAGGUUUAUUACAAGAGCUUAGGAGGGGAUCAAGCAAAGCCUUCAUCACAAGUUUGAAUUUCCAUCCAAGCAUCAAUAUGAUUGCUUGUACUUCCAAUAGGUCGUCAAUCCAUCUCUUUGAAAUUAAAAAAUCAGUAGAGAAGUGUAUUGAAACCAAGCACGUUGGCUUUUCAAAUGAAACUACUGCGAAGAACCCAGAUGGAGAAAAUAAAAAGUCUAAGUUGUCAUUUAUGAAGAUGUUCUCUAAGUACUUCAAUUCAGAAUGGAGUUGCUCAAAAAUCAAGAUUGAUGAGAAGCUGAAAACAGUCGGGUUUGAUGUCAAAAAUCACAGACUGAUUAUAAUAACAUAUGAUAGAAUUCUUUACUAUGUAGAUAUUCCAGUCACACCCUCGAGGUAUCUAGAGGAGGCUGAAAUCAGAGUGUUUUAGAUUGAUGCCAUUAACAUUGAUGAUAACACUAGAUUUGAGAAGGAUCAUUUUGUUAUCAACCCCAAGUACAAGGACUAUAUUGAGUACAUUUUGAUCCCAGAGGGACUAUUAGAUAAUAGAGUAGAAAGAAUGGCAUAGCAAAUCCAUUAAGAUUACAAGGGUCUAGACUUAGAAGUCUUCGUUAUUAUGAACAGUGCUUUCAAGUUCUUUAGCGAUCUCUUGAUGCACAUUAGGAAAAUAGCCGAGAUCACAGGUGAAAAUAUCAAUAUUGUACCAAGAUUCUUUAAAAUUACUAGCUACCAUCUGAAUGAAUAGGUCGUUGAUAAAGAUAAUAUUGUGAUGCCUUUCUCAAAGGAUCAAGUAGAGGGAAAGAACAUUCUUGUCAUUGAAGACAUUUAUGACUCAGGCUCCACAAUUAUUAGGUGUAGAGACAGUUUAAGCCAAAUGGCACCUAAGACACUUAAAUUUGCAGUUGCAUUCCACAAAAAGAAUCACAAAAACUUGAAAUAUGACUUUGUUGCAGAUUACCUAGGUUUCUUCAUCCCAGAUUAGUUUGUUUUUGGAUAUGGAAUGGACUAUAAUGAGCUAUUCAGAGAGAUGUAGCAUCUUUGCGUGAUUAGUUAAAAAGGAAUUGAAGCAUUUAAAGACAUUUGA